UCCAACCCAUUUACAGCCAAAUUCUUCUACGCCCCGUGAGUUCAUCAAUUCAGUUUAAACAAUUUGCAAAUAAUCACUCCCAACCCAGUAAAACGGUAAACAAACCAUGCACACACAAACUCACCGAUGAUGAUAAUGGUGACGCUGAUGAUCGUGAGGAGUAACGGCGCGGCAUCGCUAAAAUAGGAUUGAUAAGAGCACUAUGUAUUAUAUGCAUAACAACCACCCUAUCUCUUGCCUGCUUUACAAUUGGACUAUUUUUCCAUAUCUAUAAACCAACCCAACUAAUACUAGAAGAUCGACUAACGAUGCGACAAAUUAUGCCAUACUACCAAUGGUGGAAAGACACGGACGAUGUGCUGGUUACAUGUCGAAUAUUCAUCUUCAACGUCACCAACUCUGAACGCUGGUUCGACGGUACCGACGAUCAGCUCGCACUGGACGAAGUGGUCCCGAUCGUUUACCGUGAAACGCUCGAGCAUGAUAACAUUACAUUUCACGCGCACAAUUCCACCAUGUCUUACGUCACCAGAAGGCGGCUGGUGUUUCUACCGGACCGGAAUGUCCCGGGAAUACUGAACAAAACAAUCAUCGUACCGAACAUUUCCUUGUUGGGUGUUGCCGCUAGAAUGGAAAAUGACAAUUUCUUCAUGAAACGCGGUCUUAAUUUAAUUUACACCAUGUCCGGCGAUUCCGUCUUCAGCCGAAUGACGAUAUACGAUUACUUGUGGAACACGAGACCACCAUUUUUAAACCAGGCCAAAAAGUUCGUUCCCGGUUUGGUACCGUCAGACAAUGUCGGCGUAUUAAAAACGAUGUACGAGGAUAACGAGGAGCACGUAAACGUUCGGCACGGGAAACAGUACGGCGAUGAUCAGUUUUUCCUGAUGAACACGUACGAGUACGAACCAACCGUGCCAGGAUUCAGUCUUGCCAAAGGGGAUUGUUUCGCUUCGAUUCAGAACUCAUCCGAAGGUGCAACUUAUCCACAAAAUUUGGACGAGCGCUCGGUACUAAUCUACUGGCGCAAAACACUAUGCCGAGCCGUGCCAUUGUACUUUGAACGCCGGGUACAGAAAGGUCCACUGACGGGAUACAAGUACGCGCUGCCGGAUGAUUCGUACGAUCGUUUACCGAACAGUACUGCCGACUGCUAUAAGGGACAGUUUGGUUUGCUUGAGGAUGGAAUGACGGACACUUCCAAGUGUUCUCAUGAUGUUCCUAUCGUGGCCACAAGCCCACACUUUUAUGCGCGCAAUUUCUCCACAGCCCAUAAGAUAACGGGCAUGAAACCGAACCGGGAAGAGCAGCACAGCUACGCGAUUGUCGAUCCAUCCUUCGGCAUACCUUUGGAUCAGUGCGCCCGAACGCAAACGAAUCUGGCCAUACCGAAACUUACCGACUACUCGGAGGAAAUCAAACGCUUCAGUGAGAUGAUCAUACCGAUGUUUUGGAUCGAAUAUCAUCAAAAAGAACUUCCAACGUAUAUCGUGCGCACACUGCAAGCCUUUUACGUCAUACGGGACGUCGAACCGUACCUGCCGUACGUGCUAUACCUGUGCUUUGUACUGCUACUGACCGUUGCGUUCCGGGAGGCAGCACGCUAUAAAAUGCAAAGCAAAAUAUCUCCUACCAAGUACACGAAGCCAAAGCUGACCAGUCUUUAGCGUGCAAAACGUACUACAAGCCAAGACCAAACUCCUGGCUCCUGUGUUAACAAAGCCCAUACACCUCAAGGGUCAUCAUGUGCCAUCCGUUUUGUGAUAAGUUAAUCGUUAGUAUCCAGGAUAAAUAAAGCUGCAACGAACGCGUAGUUUUGCUAUAUAA
Molecule: messenger RNA, 1827 nt
Organism: Anopheles funestus (African malaria mosquito)
Lineage: Eukaryota; Metazoa; Arthropoda; Insecta; Diptera; Culicidae
Product: scavenger receptor class B member 1
Exons: 7
Coding region: 309-1667 (452 amino acids)
Cellular component (GO): membrane; cytoplasm
Molecular function (GO): scavenger receptor activity
Source: RefSeq, a predicted model, not a curated record